This is a messenger RNA of Sesamum indicum (sesame), 1937 nucleotides long. Its product is annotated as beta-glucosidase 44. NCBI's taxonomy places the organism in Eukaryota, Viridiplantae, Streptophyta, Magnoliopsida, Lamiales, Pedaliaceae. The record is from RefSeq and is a predicted model, not a curated record. Gene Ontology annotation, molecular function: beta-glucosidase activity. Gene Ontology annotation, biological process: carbohydrate metabolic process.
CUUGACUUUGAAUACAUGCUAAGGUACAAGCCUCUAAAGCAAUAUAUCCCAAGGGUUGUAUGCACCCGAGUUGCACCCAAAACCAAUCACCAUAACUCGCAAUCAUUUCCGUGGCUAUAAAUAGACAGAGCCUUUCUCGUACUACAAUUCACACCAGACCAUACCAUAAUUCACUCACGAAGAUGAGCAAAUCUCCACUCCUCUUCUUUCUUCUUUGCAUUUUAUGCUCAGCACAAUGCGAUGAGGCGGAGAGCGUCGACCUUGGAGGGCUGAGCAGACGCAGCUUUCCCAAGGAUUUCGUGUUCGGGACGGCGGCGUCCGCCUAUCAGGUGGAGGGCAUGGCCAGUAAGGGCGGCCGGGGCCCCAGCAUUUGGGAUACUUUCAUCAAGCAACCUGGACGUGAGCCGAACAAUGCCUCUGGGGAAGUGUCAGUGGACCAGUACCAUAAAUAUAAAGAGGACAUUGAUCUUAUGGCGAAGCUGAACUUUGAUGCGUACAGAUUCUCAAUUUCAUGGCCUAGAAUAUUUCCAAAUGGAACUGGAAAGGUGAAUAAGAAGGGAGUUGCCUAUUAUAAUAGGUUGAUCAACUACAUGCUCAAAAAAGGUAUAACACCUUAUCCUAAUCUCAAUCACUAUGAUCUUCCUCAAGCUCUUCAGGAUCGGUACAACGGGUGGCUGGGCCGUCAAGUGGUGGAAGAUUUUGCAGAUUAUGCGGAGUUCUGUUUCAAGACGUUUGGUGACAGAGUGAAGAACUGGCAGACGUUUAAUGAGCCGAGGGUGGUGGCUGCCCUUGGAUACGACAACGGAUUCUUUGCUCCCGGGAGGUGUUCUAAAGCGUUUGGAAAUUGCACGGAGGGGAACUCUGCGACUGAGCCUUAUAUCGUUGCUCAUAAUCUGAUUUUAUGCCAUGCGGCUGCUGUGCAGAGAUAUCGUGAGAAAUAUCAGGAAAAGCAGAAGGGGAGGAUUGGCAUUCUGUUGGAUUUUGUUUGGUAUGAGCCUCUUACAAGAUCCAAAGCUGACAACUAUGCUGCUCAAAGGGCAAGAGACUUUCAUAUUGGAUGGUUUAUGCAUCCUCUGGUGUAUGGAGAGUAUCCAAAAACGAUGCAGAACAUCGUCGGGAAAAGGCUGCCAAAGUUCACGAAAGAAGAGGUCAAGAUGGUGAAGGGAUCCUUCGACUUUGUGGGCAUAAAUCAGUACACUGCAUACUAUAUGUAUGACGCUAAACAAACCAACUCAAAGGACUUAGGCUACCAACAAGAUUGGCAGUGUGGAUUUGCUUAUGAUCGUCAUGGAGUACCAAUCGGGCCAAGGGCACACUCCUACUGGCUUUACAUUGUGCCAUGGGGUCUAUACAAAGCUGUCAACUACAUCAAAGAACGCUAUGGAAAUCCCACCAUGAUUUUGGCUGAGAAUGGUAUGGAUCAACCCGGCAACCUCACAAUCCCCAAGGUUUUGCACGACACGGUAAGGAUCAACUACUACAAGAGCUACUUGGUAGAGCUAAAGAAGGCAAUCAAAGAUGGAGCAAACGUGGUAGGCUAUUUUCAAUGGACUUUUGUCGACAACUUUGAGUGGAGGUUAGGGUACACGUCCAGGUUUGGCAUUGUCUACGUCGAUUUCAAAACCCUCAAGAGGUACCCCAAGAUGUCGGCUUACUGGUUCAAGCGGCUGCAACAGAGAGACAAGCAUUAAGUAGCAAUGUCCGACUACCUUUUUAAUGUUUCGUUUCAGUUCACUGGUUGAAUAGAUAGAAUUAUGAUCCAUUAGGGAAUCAAAUAAGAUUUAGAUGUAGAAGAAGAAGUCAAUGUGUUUUUACUCCUUUUGUACCUGGAUGAUUCAGUUUUAAGUGGUCUAGCAAGCUUUGUUUCUUGCAUGGGGUUGCUGUUAUAAAUUUUGAAGGGAAUGAAAACGGAGAAUUGUGCACUAUGUUGAAAUGGA